Entrophospora candida is the source of this 1302-nucleotide messenger RNA. NCBI's taxonomy places the organism in Eukaryota, Fungi, Glomeromycota, Glomeromycetes, Entrophosporales, Entrophosporaceae. The record is from the annotation of a GenBank genome assembly.
AUGGAUGAAUUAUAUAAUACAUAUAAAAGUGACAGUGAUAGUGAAAAAGAAGUUGUUCUUGAUUUUGAAUUUUCAAAUUUAGAGAAAAAAUUAAAAUUCAAUGCGUCUGAAACUUUAUCAUUUCCUACCAAUGCUAUAACAAAUCAACCAAGAAAAAGAAAAUUAGAAAAUCUUUAUGGUCCAAUUUAUGAUAAUGUUGAUAAUAGUGGUAAUUCUUCAAAUAAUAACAAUGAAUCAAUUUUUCAAAAAAACAUCAAGAAACAAGAACCAGUUGUAACUUUUUCUAAAAAUGUAAGAAAAUAUCGAUUGCAAAAAUCACAAAAACCUGAUAAAGAAUUAUUAAUGAAACAAUUUAGUAUAAUCCCAAAACGAAAAAUUAAUACUUUUUCAACAAAAAAUGAUGAUUAUCAUUUAACUUCAAUAUUAUGGUGUGGCUCUUUUGUAUUGGCAUCUGCAUCAAUGAAUGGAUCAAUAAAAAUUUGGGAUGUUUUUAGAUCAAAAAAAUGUGUUCAAACAAUUCAACAUAAUGGGGCAGUUAAGGAUGUGCAAUGGGACUUCAAUCAUAAUAAUAUUCUUUCAGGUGGAUUUGAUAAUAUAGUAAAGUUGAGUGAUAUUGAAGCAGGAAAAACAAUUCAAUCAUUUUUACAUCAAGAAAUUAUAACUAGUCUUCGUUUUCAUCCUACCCAAACUAAUAUUUUUGUUUCAGGAAUGAUGAAAGAUGGAAUAAAAUCAUGGGACAUACGAUCCAAUAAGAUUAUAAAAGAAACUAAAAAAUUCUGGGGAGGUGUUAAUGAUCUUGAGUUUUUUCCUGAUGGUAAUAAAUUACUUACAUGUUCAGAUUAUGUAGUUAAAAAUGCGGCUGAUAAGAAUAUAAUUGUAUGGGAUUUUGAUUCAAUGACUAGUAUUUCAAAUCAAAUUUAUCAAGAAGCCUUUUCUUGUACAGCAUUAAGAAUCCAUCCUUUACAAAAUCAUUUUGUUGCUCAAUCCAAUGGAAAUUAUAUUGCAAUUUUUGGUAUUGAAAAACCUUGGAAAUUAGAAAAAAGAAAGAGAUUUGAAUCUCAUCAUGUAAAUGGAUAUCCAAUACGAUGCAAUUUUUCACUAGAAUCAAAUAAAGGAGGUCAAUUUUUAGCAUCAGGAGAUGCUGAUGGUAGAAUAAUAUUUUAUGAUUGGUUUACAACACAUCCAAUCAAGAUUAUUGAAAAUGCACAUCGGGAAGUAUGUACAGAUAUUUGUUGGCAUCCAAUACUAACUAAUACUUUUGCAAGUUGUGGUUGGGAUGGUACAAUUUCAUUGUGGGAAUAG